AUGAACAUUAUCAAUGGACCCUCAAUUAGAACUGUGGGAAAUUUUUAUUCAGAUGAGAAACAUCGUCGUGAUCAAAUUCACUUGGAGAAAAUUGCACAACUCUUUAUGGCCUUACACUUGAGAGAUGGAGGUGAUAGACUGAAGAAACAUUAUAAUUCACUGUCACUUUCUACUACAAAUAUUGUUAAUAGUCCUAAACCUAACCCGAAUCACUUGGCUGAGACAAAGAAUGACUUCCGUGACUCUGACAUUUUUGUUAUUGAAUAUGAUAGUAAAAAGAGUCAUGGGAUAGAUUUCGAUAAGGAUAAUGUAGAAUAUUAUCCAUUUUCAUGA
Molecule: messenger RNA, 333 nt
Organism: Diversispora eburnea
Lineage: Eukaryota; Fungi; Glomeromycota; Glomeromycetes; Diversisporales; Diversisporaceae
Source: the annotation of a GenBank genome assembly